Ilex paraguariensis (yerba mate) is the source of this 1329-nucleotide messenger RNA. The record is from the annotation of a GenBank genome assembly. Lineage: Eukaryota; Viridiplantae; Streptophyta; Magnoliopsida; Aquifoliales; Aquifoliaceae.
UUACAUAAACCAGACCAAGACGUAACUCCUCUUCUCCGAUCUCUUUCUCUCUGUCCUUCUCCACCGACACCUAUCUCUCUUCCCUCAGGAUCAAGACGUAAUACCUCCCGUCAGGAUCUCCAAAUUUUUCCUCAGAUCUCAAUUUUCCCAGAAAAAGAAACCACAAGAUUUCCCGAGAAACAAACAAAAAACACUCAUAAACACACCCAAUAAUGUCACGCAGUGAUGCCAUUCCCAUCCACCAAUCCUCCCAGUCGGACAUCGACGAGAUCGAAAACCUCAUCAACUAUGGCCCGUCAACAGUCCUCCCUGCCCGCCUACCAAGCCCACCACGAGCCCAGAUCCCAAUCUCCUCCUCCCCCUUCCUCCCCUCCAAUCUCUCUCCUUCCCCACCCACUCAAAAACCGCCACCUGUACCUUCAUUCCCGGCCCCACAGCCUCCGCCGCCUCCGGGCAGUAGUGGGCCUCCGAAUAUUGCCGCAACGGGCUUCGGCCCGGCCCCGAACACUCUGACGGAACCGGUGUGGGACACGGUGAAGAGGGACUUGUCGAGAAUUGUGAGUAACCUGAAACUGGUGGUGUUCCCAAACCCUUACCGGGAAGAUCCUGGAAAGGCGUUGCGGGAUUGGGAUCUUUGGGGACCAUUUUUCUUCAUUGUGUUUCUAGGUCUCACGUUAUCUUGGUCCGCUUCGGUCAAAAAGUCUGAGGUUUUUGCUGUUGCGUUUGCACUACUUGCGGCAGGUGCUGUGAUUUUGACGUUGAAUGUGUUGCUGCUGGGUGGUCAUAUCAUCUUCUUCCAGAGUCUGAGUCUUCUAGGUUACUGUCUAUUCCCUCUGGAUAUUGGUGCCCUAAUAUGCAUGUUGAAGGACAAUGUGAUAAUCAAGGUGGUUGUGGUGUGUGUGACAUUGGCUUGGAGUUCUUGGGCUGCAUAUCCGUUCAUGAGUACUGCUGUCAACCCUAAGAGAAAAGCUCUUGCACUCUACCCUGUCCUGCUCAUGUAUGUAUCUGUUGGUUUUCUCAUAAUUGCCAUCGAUUAAUGCACCAAUGGAGGCUGCUGUAGGAAUAUACAUAAGCAGAUCAGACUCACAUGUUAUAUAGAAAUUCACGUUGUGGUAAAUUUUUUGUUGGGUAAACAAUGCGGUGGUUAAUGUGAUUGCAAGAGUAAGCUUUACUAUUUUUUGGCUCUGCUGCUGAGUUGAUGUGGUUGAAACUCCAUUCUGGAAAUAUAUUCUAUACUAGUUGUAAAGAUUUUUUGUUGUAUAACUUGUCCUUCUUUACUUGUAACCUAGUCUGAUAAUAUUUUGAGCCCUUUACCUAUAUUGCACUUGG